Messenger RNA from Electrophorus electricus (electric eel), 1318 nucleotides. It is a transcript of the gene rtn4a, whose product is annotated as reticulon 4a. Lineage: Eukaryota; Metazoa; Chordata; Actinopteri; Gymnotiformes; Gymnotidae. The record is from RefSeq and is a predicted model, not a curated record. Gene Ontology annotation, biological process: neuron differentiation; endoplasmic reticulum tubular network formation; brain development. Gene Ontology annotation, cellular component: postsynaptic density; neuron projection; endoplasmic reticulum membrane.
GGACUUCCUCUCUUUCUCUCUUCCGCCCGUCAUCGCCAGGUAUUUGACGAGAUAUUUCGCUAAGGAGGUUUACACACACAUCACACUGACUCGGGGACGCGCUUUCCCACGAUGGACCACCACACACCUUCCACAGGCAAUGAACUAGGUUUCCUACAAGAUGAGUGUAAGAAGGAGCACUUCACCAGUGAGUUCGUAGACGAAGCUUCAGAUUUCUCUGACACUAAACCAUUUGAAGUGGAUGAUAUAUUGGAUUUGGCCGGAGGGGCCAUGGAUGCUAUCGCGAGGCACAGGUCCACGUUGCCACGGACAGAAGAGCCACUUAUGGACGAGAAGGCGCAUCCGGAGCAGCGUGAAGAGGACUGGGGCCGUCCGGACGCCCCGCCGAGCCCAGACUUGGCACGGACACAGCGAGUCCUUGCCAGCCCUGCAGCGUCUCAGCUGGUCGACCUCUUGUACUGGCGCGACCUGCAGAGAACGGGGGUGGUGUUUGGAGCCAGCCUGUUCCUGCUGCUGGCCUUAAACGCCUGCAGCAUCAUCAGCGUGCUCUCCUACAUCUCCCUGGCCCUGCUCUCCGUCACCAUCUCCUUCAGGAUAUACAAGGGCAUCUUGCAGGCCGUGCAGAAGUCGGAGGAUGGCCAUCCUUUUAAGAUGUACCUGGAUCAGGACGUCACGGUACCUGCUGAGACGGUGCAGAACUACGCUGACGCUACACUGGAGCACGUCAAUGCUGCCGUGAAGGAACUGAGGCGCCUCUUCCUGGUGGAAGAUCUGGUGGACUCUCUGAAGUUUGCAGUGCUGAUGUGGAUCCUGACCUAUGUGGGCUCCUUGUUCAAUGGCCUCACUAUCCUCAUUAUUGUGCAUGUUGCAGCUUUCAGUUGGCCAGUAAUCUAUGAGAAACACCAGACGCAGAUUGAUCACUACUAUGGACUGGUGAACAACCAAAUUAAAGAGGUCAUGAAAAAGGUCCAAGCCAUGAUGCCCGGCACCAAGCCCAAGAAGGAAUAAAGUCAGAAUGAGCACUACAGAGUGAAUGACUGAAGUGUAUGCAGGUGAAAUAGGAAAUGACUUUGAAAAUGAGUUUUUGGGUUGGAGACUACUUAGUUUUGGAAUAAUGCCUCAGACAUUGCGUUGUAUGACCCCAUCCCUCACGCUCCUUCCCCACCCCUGUAGCUUUACAGCUAAAAACCUCCGUCCAUUACCUUAACAACCCCAUGAGCCAAAUCACUGUCUUUCACAAUAGUUCCAGUGCGUUGUGUUUAAUUAAACAUUCGGGAAUGAGAGUUCAGGAAUGUGAAAUGCCAAGGGUCACCAUGGA